AUGGCCUACCGAGAUGUGGACGACUGGCACAGGAGAACGGCGCAGAGGCGGUACCCCCCAAGCCCGCUGCCUGUAGCCGAACACGAAUGGCAUGGAGCUGGUGAGACGACAUUCGAUUCGCUGCCGUACCGGAGACCCAAAGACCUUAUACCAGCACCCGACGAGACAACUUCGUCCCCUGGACGAAGCCGGAUAUCGAGGAACAGCAGCGGCGCGUCUGCCACCGUCGUCGAGACGAUGCCCGUCCUUUCCAGAGCCCAAGUGCCAGAGACCUAUAGAAGAGGGAGAUACCCGGCGCCAGACUAUGACUUCGACUCGUAUGCGGAGGAGGACGACAUGGUGCCAGCGCCGGGUCCGAGGAUGAGCCCUAGGCGUGGCCGAAGCCCUAGGGCCGCCCAUCACUCGAGGCCCCGCCGAGUCUAUGAGAAAUCCUCCACCUCCUCUCCGUCUCGCUCAGAGGCCGACACGGACGAGGACUCGGCAACAAGUAUUUCGACCGAGGACGAGAAACGGCUGAGGCGGCUGGACAGAGCGAGGCGGGAGAAGGAGAAGGAUAGGCUGGAGAGGCUGGAACGCCAGGAGAGACAAGAAAAGCGUGCCCGCCGUGCCGUGCCGGAAGAGCGACGACCUCCUCCCGAGGAGAAUAAGAAGAAGCCAAAAAGACGAAGGAAAAUACGUGAAAUUGUGUACGUGGAAGAGGACGACGAGUCGACCGUGCAUACGCCGCGCCGGCCGGCCGAUGCACGCAGCAGCUCUCCCUUACGACACCGCUCUCGGCUGUCUCGUUCGGCAUCCGAGAGGCACUAUUCGAGACCGCGCUCUCACAGCCCGGUGAGGAGAUCAAGCCAGCAUCGUCCGUCCGCCAAGACGUACGAUUUCGUCUCCAAGCCGCCCGCCUCGUCCAAACGGCCGGCACAUGGAACGCUCCCGGCUCGGGGCGACUCUGACCUCGGUCCUAGUAGACCCUCUAGGAGACACCAGUCAGACGUUGUGUACGCAGACUCCAGGCUGGUCCGCCGCUCAAAAACCAUGUCAGGGGCAGCAUCGCACGUCACGUCGCACAGCACGGCGUCGUCAAACAAGCACCCGACGGGCUUUAUGGGGCAUAUGCUCACCGGCAGCGCGCGCUCUCACUCACCCGAGAAGCCGGUCAGGAUGGACAACUGCGUGAUAUGUAUGGACGAAUUACGCGCUUCGAAACAUCCAAAGCUCAAGUGUGGUCACCGCAUGUGCGAUUCCUGUCUCAAAUGGAGCUUUCAGCUCUCCAUCAAGAACCUCAGUUCGAUGCCCCCAAAAUGCUGCACCUCAGACUACAUACCCCUCGAAUACGUUGAACGCCUACUGUCGUCCGACUUCAAGAACAAAUGGAACAGGAAGUACCUGGAAUAUUCGACUCGCAAUCGGAUCUACUGCCCUUCGAGACGAUGCGGGGAGUGGAUUAGGCCAGGGGACAUGCGCCGCAGGGGAGGCCGCAAGUGCGGCUCAUGCAGAGCGUGCGGGCUUGAGGUUUGCUGCUCCUGCAAAGGCAGGUGGCACUCGUCGAGGGACUGUCCCGACGACGAGGACACGACUAGGUUCCUGGAGCAGGCCAAGGAGGCUGGCUGGCAGCGGUGCUACAAGUGCAGCCACAUGAUUCAGCUCGAAGAAGGCUGCAACCACAUGACAUGUCAAUGCGGAGCACAAUUUUGCAUGAUUUGCGGUGUCAAGUGGAAGAACUGCGAGUGCCCGUGGUUCAACCACGAGACGGCGGGAGAAGACCGGCUCCACGACCUGCCAGUCCCGGCCGUGGUACAGCGAUUGGACAGAUUGGAUCUGACCACGACUUCGAGAAGCAUGCGGCCGAUGAUCGAAUCAGGCCCGCCGCCGCGAUCCCGCUCACAAGAUUACGACAGCAGGCUCGUGCGACGGUUCCAGGAUAACCGCGACGAGGAUACACGGAGGUUCUCGAGUUACGAAGAUGACAAUGUUUUCGACCGAGGAUACGGGGAAAUGGUCGGCGUCGGCGGGACCGCGGUCGGGAGUUUCCUGGAGAACGACUAUCGCAGGGACGCAGAAGACGUAUUCGUAUCCGGGCCUCCGGUGCCGCCAGCGCCAACGCCACCAGCAGCGUUUGAGCGCCCCGCGCCGAAGGACAGGUACGUGUCGGGUGUCAACCGGGCGCGAGGCCUCCCGCCAGACUCGAUGGGGCAGCGGUUGGCCGAGCGCUUCUCGGAAUACCGUGCCAGCCCGGCCGGCCCUUCCCGGACGGGCAUGAUGGCAGCACCACCGGUGUCUUCCCUCGGACCGAUCACAGCUCCCCCCUUGGGACCACCUCCCAUGGGACCGCCCCCUCCCAUGACGGCGGCCAUGGGAAUGGGCCCUCCGCCGCCGAUUCCUUUGCUGCGGCGGCACACGAUGGAAGAGGAAAUGUACAACGGCGCCAGAACCACGAGGCCGUCAGAACGAGUGGUUCCGGGGAGGAUGGUUCACGAUUACGAGAGGGAGGCGGCGGUGCACGCUCCGCGAAGCCGGAGGCGCCCAUACGCCGAGCCCAAGUCGUCGACGCUCGCCGGUCUCACAGGACCCGGCCGUGGCAUGAACCGGGUGUUUGAGUGGCGGAAUCACGUCCACCCAGGCAUGCCCGAAGAUACUCGGGCGUAG
Colletotrichum karsti is the source of this 2640-nucleotide messenger RNA. Its product is annotated as ibr domain-containing protein. Gene Ontology annotation, cellular component: cytoplasm; ubiquitin ligase complex. The record is from RefSeq and is a predicted model, not a curated record. The coding region runs from base 1 to 2640 and encodes 879 amino acids. The transcript has 3 exons. Gene Ontology annotation, biological process: positive regulation of proteasomal ubiquitin-dependent protein catabolic process; ubiquitin-dependent protein catabolic process; protein polyubiquitination. Gene Ontology annotation, molecular function: ubiquitin protein ligase activity; ubiquitin conjugating enzyme binding; zinc ion binding. Lineage: Eukaryota; Fungi; Ascomycota; Sordariomycetes; Glomerellales; Glomerellaceae.